This is a messenger RNA of Oncorhynchus kisutch (coho salmon), 5317 nucleotides long. RefSeq names its product NACHT, LRR and PYD domains-containing protein 12. The record is from RefSeq and is a predicted model, not a curated record. Gene Ontology annotation, molecular function: protein binding. Lineage: Eukaryota; Metazoa; Chordata; Actinopteri; Salmoniformes; Salmonidae. The transcript has 11 exons. The coding region runs from base 1843 to 4815 and encodes 990 amino acids.
ACUAUAAAAGAAUUUUUUCUUGUGCUUGUAUUGCAUUCCUGGAAUAAAAUGAACCCCGAAAUGUGCACCACCGGUGAAUUUAGCUGGAUUGUCUCAUAUAAAUCUUUAACAUAAUAGUUGACGAGUAAACAUACAUUGAAGGGAUAUGCAAAGCAAAUUGACUUGGAAAUAAAAGUACAGUCCAAAGCCCGCUUUGGACGAGGACAAUGGCCUAUUCGGCCUCUAUGAAAUAGACAAGAGUGGGAAACUGGUCGCAGCCUGUAAGAACACGUUUUGGAGAAGGACAUCAUGGACAGCAAAAAGAGACGCACCAAUGCAAAGAACCCUGAGUGGAAGAAGAAUCUUGGCACCAAGCCAUGUAUUAGAAAGAUGUUUGGCAGUUCUUGUCCACCAUCAGCAUCCUGUCUCCAGUGUAGGGAGAGCCCUAAGAGUUCCCCCGCCAUUGACACGCCUGGACAGAUACCACAAGAACACAACGACCCACCCUCAAGCAACAGGAAAAGGAGUCUAGGAGAUCAACCUACCACGGAGCAGACACAAGCUUCACUCCCAUCCUCUUCCUUUUCAUCAAACUGCCAGCCUCUCCAUUCUUCCGUUACACCACGUCAACCCCCCUUUCCACAUCUUACUCAUCCUCACCUUUCCUCUCUGUCAUCCUCUGUUUCACCACACGUCUCCACCCCCCAUCCUCUUUCACUGGGCCCUCCUCUCCCGUCAUCCAUUCCACCAGUCUCCUCCUCCCCAUCCUCGGUUUCACUGGGCCCUCCUCUCCCGUCAUCCAUUCCACCAGUCUCCUCCUCCCCAUCCUCGGUUUCACUGGGCCCUCCUCUCCAGUCAUCCAUUCCACCAGUCUUCUCCUCCCCAUCCUCGGUUUCACUGGGCCCUCCUCUCCCGUCAUCCAUUCCACCAGUCUCCUCCUCCCCAUCCUCGGUUUCACUGGGCCCUCCUCUCCCGUCAUCCAUUCCACCAGUCUCCUCCUCCCCAUCCCUCAUGUUAGCAGCACAUGCUUUUGGACAUUCCUACACAGCCCAGUCUGGAGGCACUAAUGUUGCACCACACCUCAACAACAACUAUAUUUUGGGCUCUGUUUAUAUUAACGUGUCAUCUCAACAGAGCGGUAAGUGUAUCUGUUAUGAUUCUAAUCAGCAUCUGAAUACAUUUAAAACAGUAACUUCAUUUUAUAAUUACUCAUGAAUAACAUUAGUUUCAUUAGGUAGACCUUGUGCUUUGCUUAUUUUUCUUCUUCAUAUAGAAUGUGCCACUCAAAUUCCAAAUGAUUUGUAUCCUAAGCAAUGUUUAUGUUUUGUAUAUUCCAGUGGACUUGUCAGUGGCUCCACAAAGCAGUGAUCAAGGUAAGUGAAGGGUGGCCUGACAGCCUGUACCUGGUGCACAUCCAAGUUACAGCAAAGCAGACACAUAGAAGACUUCCUACUGCUAAGUAGAUAUCAUGUGGUGAUUUGGCUAUGUGAUUAUUUCACUUGUGUGCUUUUCAACUGCUGGUCAUCAUCACAUACCUUACCUUUUUUAAUCUGUGUUUUGUGUCCCUGUAACUUUGUCCUUGCAGAGGAUGCUCUCAUACAGAGAGUCAAAGAGAAGCAUAAAGCCAGACUGAAAAGCCGCUGUAAGCACCUGUUUGAAGGCAACGCCAGAAAUGAAACUCUUCUCAACAAUAUUUACACAAAACUCUACAUCACAGCAGGAGAGACCGAAGGGCUCUGUAACAAACAUGAGGUGUUGCAGAUUGAGACAGCAUCCCGAACAUGCACAUCAGAAGACACUCCUGUCAACUGCAACAACAUCUUUAAACCUUUACCUGGACAGGACAGAAUAAUCACAACUGUGAUGACCAAGGGCAUUGCUGGGAUUGGAAAAACAGUCACUGUACAAAAGUUCAUCCUUGACUGGGCAGAAGGAAAAGCCAAUUCGCAUCUGGAUUUCAUAUUUCUGCUUCCUUUCCGGGAUUUGAAUUUGGUCGAAAAACAGUUCAGUCUUCAUGGCCUUCUGUGUAGCUUCCACAAUGAACUUAGAGAAAUAGAUGCAAAGAAAAUUGCAGGUUGUCAAGUUCUGUUCAUUUUCGAUGGUCUGGAUGAAAGCCAACUUCCACUGGAUUUCAAUCGAAACAAGAUAUUGUUUGACAUGACAGAAGAAGCGCCCAUUGAUGUGCUAUUGACAAAUCUCAUUAAGGGGAAUCUGCUACCCGGUGCUCGCCUCUGGAUAACCUCCCGACCAGCAGCAGCCAAUCAGAUCCCCAGGAAGAACAUAACACAGAUGACAGAAGUGCGUGGGUUCAACGACUCACAGAAGGAGGAGUACUUCAGGAAGAGAUUCUGUUCGGAUGCGAACCUGGCCAACCGAAUCAUCUCCCACAUAAAGACAAAAAGGAGCCUCAACAUCAUGUGCCAGAUUCCAGUCUUCUGCUGGAUCACUGCUAUGGUUCUAGGGGAGAUGUUGACAAAUGACUGCAAAGAAAUCCCUAAAACAAUUUCUGAGAUGUACACACACUUCGUGCUCAUUCAGACAAACCUGAAGAACCAGAAGUAUCAUAACAGUAAUGAGACAGAUGCACGGAGGAUCAAAGAAUCAGAUAAAGAGAUCAUUCUAAAGCUGGCCAAGCUAGCUUUUGAACACCUGAAGAAAAGCAAUCUCAUAUUUUAUGAGAAGGAUCUGAUAGAGUGUGGCCUUGACAUCAAUGUAGCUUCAGUGAAAUCUGGAUUGUGCACAGAAAUCUUUAAACAAGAAGAUGGGCUCUACUGCGAGAAAGUCUACUGCUUUGUGCAUUUCACCAUCCAGGAGUACUUUGCCGCUCUGUAUUUACUCUACUGCUACACAACCAAUAACCGUUGUGUGUUGGAGUCUUUCCUCCAUCGGAGGUUUGUUGAGGAGGACCUGGAAGAAGGUUCUGCGGCUUUGUUGGGUGAUAACGGAGACCAUUCAGAUGCUUCGCAGAGUGAUGAGUCUGGAGAAAGUCUAGAGUCCACUAUUGAAGAAAACUCUUCUCUGGAGGAAGAGCCUGAGGAACACUCAGAGUCAUUCAAUGAUGAUGAGGCUGAAGAAGUGUCUGGCUCUGAGUCUUCAGAGCUGGUUCUACAUGAAAAACCAUCCUUCCAUGUGUUACUGAAGAGUGCAUUGCACAAUGCCUUGCAGAGUGUGAAUGGACAUCUGGACCUUAUGCUCCGCUUCCUUCUUGGCCUUUCACUGGACUCCAAUCAGAGACUCCUACAAGACCUACUGUCAGAGACGGAGAGCUAUGCAGAUAGUGUUGAAGAAACAAAGUUUUACAUAAAGGAACAGCUGAGGUUGCACAACUCCCCCGAGAGAUCCAUUAACCUUGUAUACUGUUUGGCUGAAAUAAAUGACAAUACACUUACUGAAGAGGUUGAAGUGUACCUGAUGUCAGGAAAUCGUGGAGGAACAAAGCUCUCACCUGCUAAAUGCACAACUCUGGCUACUGUGCUGAUGUCAAGGGAGAUUCUGGAUGAGUUUGACCUAAAGAAGUUCAACACUUGUGAGGAGGGACGAAAGAGGCUGAUUCCACUUAUCAAGUACUGCAGAAACGCUUUACUUGCUGGCUGUAACCUCACAGAGAGGUCUUGGAGAGUAGUGGCCUCCGCUAUAAAGUCAACAAACUUACUGCGAAAGCUGGACCUGAGUUACAAUGACUUGCAGCACUCCCGUAUGGAUCUGCUCUGUGAUGGGUUGUGUAGUCAAAGCUGUAAACUGAAGAUCUUGAGGCUAAAUCAAUGCAAUCUAACAAUGGAAUGUUGUUCAGCUUUGGAGUCUGCUCUUGGCUCAACCUCAUCACACCUGAGAGAGCUGGACCUGGGUGGCAAUGAUUUACAAGAUUCGGGUGUGAAACUGCUCUCUGCUGGACUACAGAAAUUGGAGACUUUGAUGAUGUCAUCCUGUGGCAUCACAGAGGAAGGCUGUGCUUCUUUGGCUUCAGCUCUACGUUCAAACCCCUCAUACCUGAGAACGCUAGUACUCUGUGACAAUAACCUGCGCAAUUCAGGAGUGAAGCUGCUCUCUGCUGGACUGGGGAGUAAACAUUGUGAACUGGAGACACUGAGGCUUUCUGGCUGUCUUGUCUCAAUGGAAGGAUGUGCUUCUCUGGCUUCAGCUCUGAGGUCAAACCCCUCACACCUGCGAGAGCUGGAUCUGAGCUACAAUCACCCAGGAGACAGAGGAGUGAGACUGCUCUCUGAUGUACUGGGCGAUCCACUCUUCAUACUAAAUGUGGAACACAAUGAAGAGUGCUACUUAAAACCAGGCCUGAAGAAGUAUGCCUGUGCGCUCACACUGGACCCCAACACAGCACACAAAACGCUCUCUCUGUCUAACAACAGAAGAACUGUGACAUGGGAGGAUGAUGAUCAUCUAUGUUCGCCUCACACAGAGAGAUUUAAUGACUGUCCUCAGGUGCUGUGUAGGGAGGGUCUGACUGGGUGCUAUUACUGGGAGGCAGAGUGUAGUGGGAAAGGGUUUCAUGUAGGUGUGGCAUAUAAACACAUGAGCAGGGUUGGAACAGAGCAUAACUGUUUGCUUGGUUACAAUGACAAAUCCUGGAGCCUAAGACUCCUCAACCAUGGUUUCCUCCAACUCUCUGUCUGGCACAAAAAUGAGCACACGGUCAUACCUACCCCCUCUUCCAGCACUGACAGAGUUGGGGUGUAUCUGAACUCCUCACAAGGCAUUCUGUCCUUCUACCUAGUCUACUCUGACACUCUGACCCACCUCCACACAUUCCAGUCCACCUUCACUGAACCACUUUAUCCAGCAUUUUCAGUCAAUGACUAUUCAUCAGUGUCCCUGUGUUAGGUCUUAAAUUGGCCUAGAGAAAAGGAUUAUGUUGAAUGUUUACUAAUAAAACUGCUGUACUUCUGAGUCCAUGAUAGAGAUGAAGUCUAGACCAUAUCCAGUUGACCAAUACAUGGAAAAAUUAUAUUCAUAUUAUCCAUAAUUGUUUGAACUCUUUCCCCCCAGUACAUUGCAAAAUUACAAACAUUUUAACAUUUUUGAAAGAACCUGGAUUCCCAAUCUGAGGUCCUACUGUAUAUGAACUGCAUACUUAUUCAAUAUAGUGGUUGAAAGUUUGACCUAUUCUGUAUGAUAUGUUGCGUUCAGCUACAAGGGGAGCUUCUCCUUAGCUUUUUUUUCUGUACAUUGUUCUCAGGGUUCGGGGUGUUUUUAUUUUUUAGUAAUAAUGGAAAUACAUUUUAUCAAACUAUUACAUGUACAAUAUGUAUGAUUGUGGUCUUGUGUUGUGUAUUAUAAGAAAUGUUCAAAUGUGUUUUUAUAUGAAGGAUUUCUUAAGCUCCUA